CUUAGCAUGGUCGUUUUCGCUGAUCCCAGACCGAGAUCGGUCGCCUGGGAAUGGGGGCUCACUCAGACUGGAAGCCGGCAAUGAGAUGGAGCCACUACAAAUAAGCACGUUGGCGAGCGUGACCGGUGCACUUUUAGCUGGAUUUUUCGUGUUCCUAUGCAUCUGUAUAUACGCGAUCAAAGCGGAAAAAUGUUGCUUUUCAAGUGAGUGUUUGUUACUUGUUACUUUAAAAGAGUCUCUGAAAAUCCAUAGCAAGAAUAUGUACUUAAGUUUGAGGCCUAGUAGUAAGAGUUUUGAGGCAAAUCAUACUAAGAAUUCACAAACAUAAUGCUAUACAUUUAUUAAUAGACCUGGAAAGUUUGAGCAAUAAUUUGGCUCUCGUACAGCCAUUCUCAA
Messenger RNA from Ceutorhynchus assimilis (cabbage seed weevil), 396 nucleotides. NCBI's taxonomy places the organism in Eukaryota, Metazoa, Arthropoda, Insecta, Coleoptera, Curculionidae. The record is from the annotation of a GenBank genome assembly.